AUGGCUGCGGCUGCGCCGGAAGAGAGGCGGUGGCGGCGGGAGCCGGAGGAGGAGGAGGCGGCGGCGGGCUGGGCGUGGAGCUGGGGUGCGGGCACGGACGGGCAGCUGGGGAACGGCGGAUUCGACGACCACAGCCGCUGCUUCUCCCCACUCGAUGCCGCGGCCGUGUCUCUUUCGUCGCUGGUGGCGGCGCCCACGCUAUUGCCCUCACAAGUGAUGGUGAAGUAUUUACUUGGGGCAGAGUUCUUAUUUUCAGAUUCUGGGCAACUCUUCAUGUGUGGAGAUGGCUCAUUUGGACAACUUGGCACUGGUGAUAACCUCUCAAGGAACUUUCCUUUUGAAGUGGCAUACUUUAAUGCAAGGCAUAUUGAGAAGCUUGCUUUUGGUAUGCGCCAUUCUCUUGUACUACUGAAAGACAAUUCAGUGUAUGGAUUUGGCUCCGCAAGACGAGGACAAGUUGGUAAAUGUGUUUCUAGGAACCAAAAAACAUAUAAUGUUCCUAGACUGAUUGAUGGUUUUCCAAAUUGUAAGAUAGUAAAUAUAUAUGCCAAUGGUGAUCACAGUGCUGCAUUGGACGAAUCUGGUCAUCUGUACUUCUGGGGAAGAGCAUUAAUUGGAGAAGAUGAUGAUGACCAACCACGGAGAAUUUUACCCUCUUCAAGUGUUUCUCAAGUGGCACUAGGAUGGCACCAUGCAUUAGUUUUAUCUGCUGGAGAAUUGUACACACUUGGUGUUUACCGCCACCAGAAAUGUGAUCCCCCUGGGUUAGGAAAUGUAUCGGGGCAGCAAUCGAACACAAGGGCAACAAGCAGUUCUCGUGAUAGUUCAUCUUCUUUGUCAAUGCUGGAGACGGUUCCAUUUAUUGAUGGAGAACAGGUGGUGCAAAUAGCAAGUGGAACUGAGCAUUCUGCUUUGGUAACAGAUAAAGGAACAGUCUUCACCUGGGGCUGGGGAGAGCAUGGACAACUUGGUUUGGGCGACACUUCGGAUCAUGUGGCUCCUCAGAGAGUAGAUACAGACAAAACGAUAUUCCUGGAUGCCACCUUCAAAAAGGUCAAGCUGAUGAGCGCUGGCCUUGCGAGUGAAGACAACACGGCUGGUGGCAGCAACAGCACCUUUCUUCAGAAGAAUCCGGCCAUACACAACUCUGGUAGACGCUAA
Molecule: messenger RNA, 1161 nt
Organism: Miscanthus lutarioriparius
Lineage: Eukaryota; Viridiplantae; Streptophyta; Magnoliopsida; Poales; Poaceae
Source: the annotation of a GenBank genome assembly